AUGUUAGGUGCUAGCACCAGUAGUAGUGGUACCGUUGGCGGUGACGUGAAUCCUGAUUUGCUUCAAGAAGUCCGUUUAUAUGAAAGUGGUGUGGAACGUGAACGAGUCGAUAAUAUGAGCGAAUUAUACGCCGUCUUAAACGCCUUGGAAUGUUUAGAAAAGGUCUUUAGCCGUGAUUGUAUUCCGGCCAAGGAAUAUACUGCUGAAUGUUCAAAGCUUUUGGUGCAAUAUAAGGUGGCUCUGCGUUUGGUACAAUGCGAUAUCGAUGAAUUCGUGAAGAAAUAUCGUGUAGAGUGUCCAGCAGCGUUGGAAAGAAUCCGUGAAGAUCGGCCAAUUACUGUAAAAGAUGAUAAAGGCAAUACAUUGAAAUGCAUUGCAGAGAUUGUAGAAAUGUUCAUCACAUUCUUGGAUCAACUAAAGUUGAAUGUUCGAGCUGUCGAUGAGCUAUUUCCGACAUUGAAUGAACUGAAUAUCUCCAUCAGUUCAAUGAUUACAUUGCCGAAUAACUUUGAUGCAAAGCUGAAGGUGAUACAAUGGCACGAUAAGCUGAAGAGUAUGAGCGCAAGUGAGGAAAUAACGGAUGAAGAUGCGAGACAAAUGGUUUUCGAUCUCGAAACUGCCUAUAAUUCUUUCACUCGUUUCUUGCAUAACUCUUAA
Messenger RNA from Cercopithifilaria johnstoni, 657 nucleotides. NCBI's taxonomy places the organism in Eukaryota, Metazoa, Nematoda, Chromadorea, Rhabditida, Onchocercidae. The record is from the annotation of a GenBank genome assembly.